Messenger RNA from Anguilla anguilla (European eel), 717 nucleotides. RefSeq lists its product as uncharacterized. Lineage: Eukaryota; Metazoa; Chordata; Actinopteri; Anguilliformes; Anguillidae. The record is from RefSeq and is a predicted model, not a curated record. Bases 106 to 717 code for a protein of 203 amino acids. The transcript has 6 exons.
AACACAGAAAACAUUGCAGGAGGAAGUUGUGGAAUCACAGAUGGUUUCUGAAAGAGAACAGAACACACCUCUCCUGUCCUGCACAGAGUGCAGCGUAUCCAAACCAUGGGUGCUACAGCUAGCUCCUUCUCCAAGAGCGGAGAUCACAGAGUCUCUGAUUUUACAGAUCCAUCUCAAACCAACUGGAUAACCGCCCACUCAGAAGCAUGCAUCAUGACGGUUCCAGAGGUGCGGAGGUGCUGGCAGCGGUACGUGGAGCUGGGCGCAGAUAAAAACGGAAGCGUCCCAAAGCAAAGCCUGAUCACCGACCAUCCCUUCAGCGCCAAGCUGGUGCAGCAGUUGCCUGUCCCCGGGGAUGAUCUGGUGUCUUUCCAGACGUACUGCAGUGCUGUCAACUGGCUGGCCAAGUCCACAGUGAAUGAUAAACUCCGAGGCCUGUACCAGACGCUGUCCUGCUCCCGCCUGGACCAGGAGGCCCUGCGGGGGGUGCUGUCCGCCCUGUACCCCCAGGACCCUCCGGAGGACGUCGGACGCCUGGCCGGCUUCAUCGUGACGGAGAUCGACCUGAAGAAACAAGGGUUUAUUGACGAGACCCAGUUUAUCUCGUGGAUGCACAGGCUGCCCGCGGAGACCCUAGAAUCACUGCUGCGCUUCUCCGCACUGCCUGAUGGGAUAGAGGAGCCGUCGUCGCCCAGGGGAGACGUAGGUUACUUAUGA